Fusarium fujikuroi IMI 58289 is the source of this 1110-nucleotide messenger RNA. RefSeq names its product related to 6-hydroxy-D-nicotine oxidase. The record is from RefSeq and is a predicted model, not a curated record. Gene Ontology annotation, molecular function: oxidoreductase activity; FAD binding. Bases 1 to 1110 code for a protein of 369 amino acids. The transcript is spliced from 5 exons. NCBI's taxonomy places the organism in Eukaryota, Fungi, Ascomycota, Sordariomycetes, Hypocreales, Nectriaceae.
AUGUAUAAUAUUCCCUUCCUUGCUACAGGUGCUCGUCACGGGUAUACAACAACCCUGGGAGAGCUACAUAAUGGCCUCGCGAUAGAUCUCAGUCAUUUUAAAGAAUUCGAACUAGACGCGGAUGCAAAAACUUUGACUGUCGGCCCUGGCGUCACAGUUGGCGAAAUAUUCGACCCGCUGUUCAGUGCUGGGUUUGAAAUCCAGACCGGCAGCGCCCCUUGUCCCAGUUUCAUCGGCGUCACACUUGGCGGCGGUGUUGGUCGCUUACAAGGCGUCUACGGCUUACUCUCUGAUGCGCUCAUUUCGGUUCGUCUCAUCACUGCCAACGGCGAGGUUUUAGAGGUUUCAAGAAAUAGAUACCCCGAUUUAUUCUGGGCGAUUCGUGGUGCGGGCGCAAACUUUGGCGUUGUAACCUCUGCCACUUACAACGUUCAUCCACUGACAAACAACGGCGACAUGUUUGUUGCGGAAUUUAUCGUUCCACCUCGGAGGUGCUCGGAGUACCUCCGAAAGAUGGAAUCUAUGUCACCGCUACCCGCUGAGUUAUCUUCUCUGUUGUUGAACAGUUUUAACACGACCACGAACCAGACUCAAUUGUAUGCGCACUGGGCUUACAAGGGCACUGAAACUGAUGCCCGUAAACAUUUAUCACCAAUCUUGAACAUGAACCUCACAGCAACUCAAAUGAGGGUACUGCCUUGGAACAGACUCGUAGAGAACACUUUCGCUGGAGCUGCCGUCACUUCGCGCAGUUCCUCUCUUCUUUAUGAAUUCUUUCCAAAUCAAGCUAUGGCUGCCAUUCCCUUGGACGAAACUGCGUUUCCGCGGAGGGAUACAACGGCAUACAUAAAUCUCAUCUUGACUUCGAGCAUUCAUAGCAGUGACAUAGACAAUGCUCUGGCAAGGUUUGGUGAAGAGAUUCGACGUGAUGUGGCCGCAACGUCAGGCUAUCCAGAAAUCACAACGUUCGUCAAUUAUGCCCACGGUGACGAGACACUGGAUCAAAUCUAUGGCAAGAAUAAACUGGCACGCUUAGCAGCGCUGAAGAAGAUAUGGGAUCCUAAGGAAGUCUUCAGCUUCAACAAUGGCUUGCCUACUAGGUAUCCUUGA